Messenger RNA from Babjeviella inositovora NRRL Y-12698, 1213 nucleotides. RefSeq names its product RNA export factor (gene GLE2). The record is from RefSeq and is a predicted model, not a curated record. Lineage: Eukaryota; Fungi; Ascomycota; Pichiomycetes; Serinales. The transcript has a single exon. Gene Ontology annotation, biological process: transcription-dependent tethering of RNA polymerase II gene DNA at nuclear periphery; RNA export from nucleus. Gene Ontology annotation, cellular component: nuclear pore. The coding region runs from base 1 to 1080 and encodes 359 amino acids. Gene Ontology annotation, molecular function: ubiquitin binding; RNA binding.
AUGUCGUUAUUUGGCUCGGCAGCUAGCAACACCACCAGCACGAUGGCCACGGAGCAGGAUUUGGUAAACGAUAUUACGGUGGCAAGCCCACCAGAAGACUCUGUUUCCGACCUAGCCUGGUCUCCUCAGGCCGAGUUAUUGGCGGUAACGUCAUGGGAUAAAAAAGUACGGAUCUACGAGGUUAACGCCUCAGGUCAGUCGCAAGGCAGAGCGGUGUACGACCACGAGGCACCGGCUUUGAGUUGCAGAUGGUCUCCUGACGGGACCAAGGUAUUGAGUGGGGGUGCUGACAAGGCGGUCCGUCUUUUCGAUGUUUCGACGCAACAACUGUCUCAGAUUGGUGCACAUGACGGUGCGGUAAAGGCUGUGAGGUUUGUCGAAUGUGGCCCCUCCAACACCCCGUGUGCAGUUUCUGGUUCAUGGGACAAGACACUCAAGUACUGGGAUAUGAGACAACAGCAGCCUAUCACAACGAUCCAAUUACCAGAGCGGGUUUAUGCCAUGGACGCUUCGCAAAAGCUAUUGGUGGCGGGUUUGGCCGACAGACACAUCGUGGUAAUUGACUUGAACAACCCGCAGCAGAUUUUCAAGCAAUCGCAGUCCCCAUUGAAGUGGCAGACUAGAUCCAUAGCAUGUUACUUACAAGGCAAUGGCUACGCCUUGGGAUCCAUAGAAGGUAGAUGCUCCAUCCAGUACGUGGACGAUGCUGAGCAGGCCAAGUUGGGCUUCUCCUUCAGGUGCCACCGCCAGCAACAAACUGUUGCAGGACGUUCUGAGAGUCACGUUUAUGCGCUCAACUCUAUCGCUAUCCAUCCGGUAUACGGUACAUUCUCCACCGCCGGUUCCGACGGGUGUUUCAACUACUGGGACAAGGACGCCAGACACAGAUUGAAAGGCUUCCCGAGUCUCAAGUCGUCGAUCAGUGCAACCGCGUUCAACAGGAAUGGGACCAUCUUUGCGUAUGCAUUGUCGUACGACUGGUCCAAGGGAUAUGAGUUCAACACCCCAGAGUAUCCGACAAUGAUCAAGUUGCAUCCGGUAAAGGACGAUGAGAUCAAGCAGAGGGCGAAGAAGAAGUAAUUGUGCGAGUGCGAGUGCGUAGCAUGAGACUGAGUAAAGUCAGCAAAGAGCCUAUAGGAAUGGUUACCUAUACAUAAAUUGUACAAUAUAAGCAUAGCAUUAACUAGGAUAUUAAGUGAAGCUAUCACAAUGG